AUGAGAGCUAACCCCAGGGUGGAAGGCGAUGAACCUACCACUACCCCAACCACUGAGCUGUUAACCACUUCACCUAGUACCCCCGGUGUGAUUCCAACCUGGGUCCUAGAGGUGGAAGGCGAUGAACCUACCACUACCCCAACCACUGAGCUGUUAACCACUUCACCUAGUGCCCCCGGUGUGAUUCCAACCUGGGUCCUAGAGGUGGAAGGCGAUGAACCUACCACUACCCCAACCACUGAGCUGUUAACCACUUCACCUAGUACCCCCGGUGUGAUUCCAACCUGGGUCCUAGAGGUGGAAGGCGAUGAACCUACCACUACCCCAACCACUGAGCUGUUAACCACUUCACCUAGUGCCACCGGUGUGAUUCCAACCUGGGUCCUAGAGGUGGAAGGCGAUGAACCUACCACUACCCCAACCACUGAGCUGUUAACCACUUCACCUAGUGCCCCCGGUGUGAUUCCAACCUGGGUCCUAGAGGUGGAAGGCGAUGAACCUACCACUACCCCAACCACUGAGCUGUUAACCACUUCACCUAGUACCCCCGGUGUGAUUCCAACCUGGGUCCUAGAGGUGGAAGGCGAUGAACCUACCACUACCCCAACCACUGAGCUGUUAACCACUUCACCUAGUACCCCCGGUGUGAUUCCAACCUGGGUCCUAGAGGUGGAAGGCGAUGAACCUACCACUACCCCAACCACUGAGCUGUUAACCACUUCACCUAGUACCCCCGGUGUGAUUCCAACCUGGGUCCUAGAGGUGGAAGGCGAUGAACCUACCACUACCCCAACCACUGAGCUGUUAACCACUUCACCUAGUGCCACCGGUGUGAUUCCAACCUGGGUCCUAGAGGUGGAAGGCGAUGAACCUACCACUACCCCAACCACUGAGCUGUUAACCACUUCACCUAGUACCCCCGGUGUGAUUCCAACCUGGGUCCUAGAGGUGGAAGGCGAUGAACCUACCACUACCCCAACCACUGAGCUGUUAACCACUUCACCUAGUACCCCCGGUGUGAUUCCAACCUGGGUCCUAGAGGUGGAAGGCGAUGAACCUACCACUACCCCAACCACUGAGCUGUUAACCACUUCACCUAGUGCCCCCGGUGUGAUUCCAACCUGGGUCCUAGAGGUGGAAGGCGAUGAACCUACCACUACCCCAACCACUGAGCUGUUAACCACUUCACCUAGUGCCACCGGUGUGAUUCCAACCUGGGUCCUAGAGGUGGAAGGCGAUGAACCUACCACUACCCCAACCACUGAGCUGUUAACCACUUCACCUAGUACCCCCGGUGUGAUUCCAACCUGGGUCCUAGAGGUGGAAGGCGAUGAACCUACCACUACCCCAACCACUGAGCUGUUAACCACUUCACCUAGUGCCCCCGGUGUGAUUCCAACCUGGGUCCUAGAGGUGGAAGGCGAUGAACCUACCACUACCCCAACCACUGAGCUGUUAACCACUUCACCUAGUGCCCCCGGUGUGAUUCCAACCUGGGUCCUAGAGGUGGAAGGCGAUGAACCUACCACUACCCCAACCACUGAGCUGUUAACCACUUCACCUAGUGCCCCCGGUGUGAUUCCAACCUGGGUCCUAGAGGUGGAAGGCGAUGAACCUACCACUACCCCAACCACUGAGCUGUUAACCACUUCACCUAGUGCCCCCGGUGUGAUUCCAACCUGGGUCCUAGAGGUGGAAGGCGAUGAACCUACCACUACCCCAACCACUGAGCUGUUAACCACUUCAUCUAGUACUCUACAUAAGCAAAAUACUCCCCAAAUGUUUAAAGGAACAGAACUAUUCAUCUUUACAGAUCCUUACAAUUAA
Molecule: messenger RNA, 1827 nt
Organism: Asterias rubens (European starfish)
Lineage: Eukaryota; Metazoa; Echinodermata; Asteroidea; Forcipulatida; Asteriidae
Product: mucin-5AC-like
Exons: 2
Coding region: 1-1827 (608 amino acids)
Source: RefSeq, a predicted model, not a curated record